CAUUUCCCCUGUACGUGACCAGUUUCUGACCCUGCUACGCUGGCUGAUUCCUCAGCCCCAGCCAUCUCUUUGGCUCUGACCCUGAUGUCCUUCCGGCCCCGCCAGCCAUGACUGCCUCUACAAAAGGAAGGGAAAGGGAAGAGGGUCUAAAUACUCGUUUUAAAUAUCCCAGGUGCACACAACCCCAGCCACCACCCCUAUGCUCCUCUUUCUCUGGGUUUAACUGUUCACAGCUCGGGGAUUUCAUAUAUUCAUCAAUCUAACAAAUACUUAUUGAGCUCUGUCCUGGGAACUGUAAAUGCAGAUAAACUUUGUGCCUUCAAAGACCAGCCUAGCAGAAUAAACAGAAGUACACCGAUCAUUAGAAGUACUGAUUCAAGUCUGUUGGGGAGCACAGAGGGAGAGCACCCAACAUAACCUGGGCAGUGCUUCUGGAAUGCUUCCCAGAAGACAUAGUAACACUGAGGCUGGAUCUUGAAGAACAAACUUGAGGUGGAGGUGGGAGUCAGGUAGAAGGAAAUAGGAUACAGUCAAGAAAAGACCAAGGCACCAUCACAGAAAUUCACAAGUAUCUCAAGCAGCUUGCUAGUCUGAGAAAUGAGGCUGGAGUGAGAAACAAAGGCCACACCUGGUCUUUUAGGAUUUGAGAGUCUUUAGCUUAUGUAGGUGGAAGCCAUAUAUGUAGACAUCAGCAGGCAGAUUGUAUGGAGAAGAGGGUUUAGCACAAAAUCCAGACAAGCAUCAGCAUUUAAGAGCAGGGUUAAGGAGAGAUGGGGUGGCAAGAGAGGUAGGAGGAAAACCUGGAGAAAGCAGCUAACAGUAUCAGUGAAGCUAAGGAAGGAGUCGUCUCCAGGGUCACUUAAGAUGAGGACUGAAACUUCCGUUGGAUCUGAUAAUUAGGAGGCCCCCAGAGACUUCUGUUAGUGUACUUUCGGUGAGGUGGAGGGGGCAAAAGCCAGAUUGAAUAAAUGGGGGUUCAGGAAAUGGAGACAAGCAGUACAGUCUAUGCUGAAAUCUUUUAACUUCCUCCUUCCUUUCUUUCCCAACCCUUGCUCGACUACAAUACAAAAUCGUUCGCAUUUUCUCCUCUGUAUCCUCAGCAGCGAGUACUUUCUCUGAAACAUAAUAGUCACUCAAUAAAAUUUUGUUGAAGAGUAACCCCACACUCUGACCAAUAGAGGGAGCUGAAAGAAAGUCACUCUCGCCUGUAGAGGGAGCUGAAAGAAAGUCACUCUCGCCUGUAGGGGGAGCUGAAAGUAAGUCACUCUCGCCUGUAGGGGGAGCUGAAAGAAAGUCACUCUCGCCUGUAGGGGGAGCUGAAAGAAAGUCACGAGGGGGUGUUAACCUAGGAAGGAACUGGAAGAAAACCCCUGGAAGCGUUAACCACACACUCUGACCUCUAGGAGGAGCAUCGAGCUUCUUGUCUUUCAGACAUUCCUGAGGAAAACUUGCCUGAGGAGUCUGCAUCAAGGAGUACCAACUUUAGAAACCUUCACCAGACAACGGCCUGUUUCCUGAAUGCAGUUAGCCGAGCAGCUACAAGGAUGAAAGUUUUCCAGUGGCUAGCAGGGAUGCUCAUCCUCACCUCUCUGUUGGCGGCCUGUUCCGGACAAAGUCCAAUGACUGUGCUGUGCUCCAUAGACUGGUUCAUGGUCACGGUACAUCCCUUCUUGUUGAACAAUGACGUAUAUGUGCAUUUUCAUGAGUUACACUUGGGCCAUGGUUGCCCUGCCAACCAUGUUCGGCCACACGCCUACCAGUUCACCUACCGCGUUACUGAAUGUGGCAUCAGGGCCAAGGCUGUCUCUCAGGACGUGGUUAUGUACAGCACUGAGCUGCACUAUGCUUCGAAGGGUACCUCAUCGAAGUACAUGAUCCCAGUGUCAUGCACUGCCCCCCAAAAGUCCCCGUGGCUCACUACGCCCUGCUCUGUGAAACUAGCCAGCGAGGGAGGGACCACAGUCCAGAAUGGCAAGACAUGCUAUGAGGUGUUCACAUUGUCGCAGUCCAGCCAAAGGCCCAACUGUGAUUGUCCACCUUGUGUCUUCAACGAAGAAGAGCGUGUCCAGGCCCCACGUCACCAAGAAGAGGCUCAGGAGGGCCGUCCUGAGCAGUUUUCUCCCUUGGAAGAUAUUUCUCAGAAUUCAUCUCUUCACUCGGAUGACCUGAUUGAGUUCGUGUGAUCCCCAGAUUCGGGGUCUCCUGUAGAUGUUCUUUCUAAAAUUAGUGUAUAAUAUUUACUAAUAUCAGACACAUAAGUGCUCUUGUGGCCCUCUUUUGAGUGUUUUUGAGAAAGGGCAGCCUGUGGUCAUUUCAUGAAUAAAGUUCUUUUAUAUUUUUACUUCUUUUUUAAAAGAGAAAAUAAAAUUCUGAUGGCAUAAAAAUA
Equus caballus (horse) is the source of this 2386-nucleotide messenger RNA. RefSeq names its product placenta enriched 1 (gene PLAC1). The record is from RefSeq and is a predicted model, not a curated record. NCBI's taxonomy places the organism in Eukaryota, Metazoa, Chordata, Mammalia, Perissodactyla, Equidae.